AUGUCCUAUCACCUAGGAAUAGCCCACUUCCCGGUCCUCCACCGCCAACUUACAUCGCCGACCAGCGCUUUACUUCCAGAAUCACUAACUGAAGAUCUUACGCAAGAUAGCAAGGAUGUCUUGAUUGAUAGGCUCAGCGACCUGGUACUUCGUCUCUCGAAUGUUACUUCUCUUCAAGAUGGCGCAGUCUCAGCUAUCCACAGAGAGGUUGAUAAGAUUGAAAGUCUGGUGAAGGGAGUUGAGAAGGCGAACAGUCCGGACCACUUAUUGUCAAGGGAGAAAUCUGGACACUCUUUGAGCGAGGAUGAUUUCUGGGGGUCCCCAACUCCCUCCCAAAGACUGAAAAUGCGAAUCCCAGUCAUAUCUCAAAACUUGUCACCUAAAUCAGUAUCAAAACCCGAGUUAGAGAUGUCUUCAAGUCGGGCGGUUGAAGUGGCUAAAGCCGCUGAAGAACUUGCCACAAACUUGGCAAGUACUCUUGAGAAGCUGCUGGUUAGAAAGGAAGAAUCUGAUCGUAUACACGAUCUACUAGUUACACGAGGAGAGCGAGCUGCGGAGCGUAUUUUGGAUCUUGAAUAUCGCAUUGCAGAAAUGGACGACAAUUAUCAAGCCAACCAGUCAGAACUCAGAUUUCUCCGGAUCCAGCUCCAAGCAAUUCAGGUCCAGUGUACGAACUGUAUUCAUCGCCACGACGAUGAUCCUGAGCUUACAGACAGCAUCAUGAAUUGGAAGAUCGACUGGGAGAACAUUAACGGGCACGCUCAAGAUAGGCGACAGCAGAAGAGCCAGGUACCAUUGAUUCAUCAGAUGAGUGACGCAUCGACAUUUGUUGGUAGUCUUAAUGGCACUUGA
Cadophora gregata is the source of this 852-nucleotide messenger RNA. RefSeq lists its product as uncharacterized. Bases 1 to 852 code for a protein of 283 amino acids. The transcript has 3 exons. The record is from RefSeq and is a predicted model, not a curated record. NCBI's taxonomy places the organism in Eukaryota, Fungi, Ascomycota, Leotiomycetes, Helotiales, Ploettnerulaceae.